AUGGCUACAAGAAAUAACAAUUGCCUUACUCGAAAGAGCCUCACUGUAGUGAACUGUGGCGAAUUCUACUUAUACAAUCUGUUUAGGAUAAGGAGCUGCGGCAGCAAUGGGUGGCGUUACUGUACAAAUGGCAUUGGUAAGUUUCGCUGCCUUGCGUACCGGAUGAGAUAGAAUUUUAUUUAGCUAACACGCUUUAGUGGCAGAUUUAAUGUUUGUGGUAUUUGUGUAUUCCUUUCUCAUUCUCGAUUCUUUCUCUUCGGCCUUGCUGUUUUGUUCACAUUUGUGACUAAGCCGUCCAGAAAGUUCUUGCUUGUGUCCUCCUGCUUACUUCACAUGGUUCAAUUUCGCAACGUUUCACAGUGUCCUUGCUAUACACAUCACAAAGCUAUAACUAGCUGAUACCUUACUUACGGGUCUAAAAACUUACACCACCCAUUUGAAUAUGCUGGAAUUACUCCAUCUUUAAGGAUUCCUGCACCUUACAAUUUGUGGAGAGAGAGGACACUUGAUAAAACGCUUUUUCUAUCUGUUUAUUUUGUUUUGUUUUGUUUUUUCUCUCUGAGGCGUGAGGACCUAUAUCAGCAAAAAUAAUAACCAAUUAAUCAUGAUUAUCUCGCGAUAUAGAUUGUCUGCACACAGUUCAUGACCUUUCCUGUGGCCAUUUAUGAUCGGUAUUAACCCUAACGUGAAGCGAAAAUGAUGUCUCUCUGGGCUUUUAGGAGAUACCUGAAGGAAAAAACUGUAAACUUCACGAUAUAUUUGGGAAAUACCUCGUAUUGUAUCGUUCCAAUUGAAAUAAAGUCCAAAUUACGCUAAUAACUCGCGAUUUCCGCGAUUUUUUUUAGCUUAUUGUAAUUACUUGGCACUUUGCUGUAUGUCGUUUAGAGAAGCUUGAAAGAAAUUUUCGAGUUUAGGAAAUCAUACUAUUUUCCUGCUCGAUUGGAACAGUUGCCAUUGUGACUUAAGGGGCUACAGCUUUUAAUCUUCAAUCAUUAUUUGAAAAAGGAAAACUAGAAAACAAAUAACAUUCUUUUUCAGCGGACGAUAAAUGCUCUGGGGAUAAAUGUCCAAACGGGAAACUGUGCGUUUUGAAGGAUAAUGGAAAGCAAUCUGAAUGUGUGGAUGGUAAAAUCUAUGACUACUUCGACUCAAAUUUUAGUCUAUCAUGUCAAACAUAUGUGUUAUUAAUUGAGCAUGAGGGCACUAUGGCUACAUUGGCCGAGGUCUCUUAUUCUGUUGAUAUGGACCAAGACGAAGUCAAGGUCCGUAGAAAAAAAGAAAAAAAGGGAAAAAGGACCCGACUUAUAUCCAACCAUCUUGUCCGAACGAGCUUCGUCAAUAAAGGAUUUAUUGCAAAGUAGAAGGAACAUUGCUGUAUCUGGAAUUAAGAAUUGGUAUUUCGUGAGAUGCGAAAGAACACCAUCUGUUUUUUGUAGCACUUUUUUCCUUGCGCGGGAUCAGUGCGGGCACUCCCGAGCGCGUAAGAUGGGCGCAUUUUGCCCGUUAGGAUUUUUUGCGCAAUCAGUACACAGGAUUCCCAUCUAUAUUGCUCACGGUCACUGCCAGCGAACCAAUAAAUCGAUGUAUGCUAUUUCUGAGCCAUGGUGCGCUAGAAUUAGUUAGAAACGUUAGCAAUUACUGCACUGACAGGCACGCGCCAUGUGACACUGAGUAAGGUUUUACUUCAGCUUGGAAAAAUGUCGCCUGUUCCAGGCCUAUCAAAUACAUUUUUCGUACUAAAGGGGAGAUACUGUCAUUCAUUAAAAGCUACGACUUAUUUUUCUUUAUCCAACCCGACGUGUUGCACUGAUUGGGUAGCGAUAAAGACCUCUUUCAAAUUUAAAGCAACAUUUGGCUUUGUCAUGUUUAUGACGGUUAGUUCUAAAUUUUUGUAGAUAGUUACUUCACAAGUAUUUACUCAAAACUCUCUUAUAGGACGUCAAAGAUCUAAUUUAGUAUAAGAGUAAUGUUCUGUGGAAUCUUCAAGUUUGUAGACCGUUUCAGCUAGGUAUCGCAAUCACUACACUUGACCUAACCAUUUAUGAUGAAUUUAAAAUGUUUUAUUACAGCCCCUCCGUCAGGGACUCAGUCUCCGAUAAUUCCUCCCUCAGGGGAUCCUUGCUCAUCCAAUCCUUGUUCGCAUGGUGGUACCUGCAGCAACAACUCCAAUACCUAUACCUGCAGUUGCAUGUUUGGGUACUCUGGCGACAACUGUGAUAUAAACAGUUAUGAAGGUAAAAACUUUGUAGGUAUAACAUACAGUAUAUAUAUAUAUAUAUAUAUAUCUAGAUAGAUUUGGAUAGAUAGAUAGAUAUAUUUCGUUAGAAAAUAUUCAAAAUGUUUAUAAAUUAAUAACUAGAUGUCAUUUUUUCCUGGUAGGAAGCUUCUUUCGAAACAUGGGGCUCAUGACUAUGAGCUUCCCUCCCUUCCCCUAA
Molecule: messenger RNA, 2435 nt
Organism: Pocillopora meandrina
Lineage: Eukaryota; Metazoa; Cnidaria; Anthozoa; Scleractinia; Pocilloporidae
Source: the annotation of a GenBank genome assembly